Messenger RNA from Lemur catta (Ring-tailed lemur), 1329 nucleotides. Its product is annotated as olfactory receptor 14K1. Gene Ontology annotation, biological process: G protein-coupled receptor signaling pathway. The coding region runs from base 1 to 1329 and encodes 442 amino acids. The transcript is spliced from 4 exons. Gene Ontology annotation, molecular function: odorant binding; olfactory receptor activity; G protein-coupled receptor activity. Gene Ontology annotation, cellular component: membrane. Lineage: Eukaryota; Metazoa; Chordata; Mammalia; Primates; Lemuridae. The record is from RefSeq and is a predicted model, not a curated record.
AUGAUGAAUCAGACACUACUAAUGAUGGAAUUCUCGCUAAUGAGAUUUACUGAGAAUUGGAUGCUGUUGAAGCUGCAUGCUGUGCUCUUCUCACUCAUCUACAUAGUGGCUAUGUUGGAGAAUUUAAUCAUCAUCCUCCUCACGGUUCUUGACCGACACCUCCACACCCCAAUGUACUUUUUCCUUAGGCAUUUGUCCUUCUUAGAUCUGUGUCUCAUUUCUGCCACUGUCCCCAAAUACAUCCUCAACUCCAUCACCUUCACUGACUCCAUCUCUUUCCUGGGAUGUGUGUUUCAGCUCUUCUUGGUGGUACUGUUGGCAGGGUCAGAGAUUGGCAUCCUCACUGCAAUGUCCUAUGACCGCUAUGUUGCUAUCUGCCAUCCUCUGCACUAUGAAGCUGUCAUGAGCAGAGGGUUCUGUGUCCAGUUGAUGGCUGUGUCCUGGCUCAAUGGAGGGGUCUUGGGAAUCUUGUACUCAGCUGGUACAUUCUCCCUAAAAUUUUGUGGCUCCAAUAAGAUACAUCAGUUCUUCUGUGAUGUUCCUGCCCUACUAAAGCUCACUUGUUCCAAAGAGCAUGCCACCAUUAGUGUCAGUGUAGCUGUUGGGGUCUGUUAUGCAUUUUCAUGUCUAGUUUGCAUCGUGGUCUCCUAUGUGUAUAUUUUCUCCGCUGUGUUAAAGAUUCUAUCGGGACUUAGCCAAUCCAAAGCCUUUUCCACUUGCCUUCCUCACCUCAUUGUUGUGAGCAUAUUUCUUGUUACAGGUGCAGUUGCUUAUUUAAAGCCAGACUCUGAUAUGAACUGUAUUCUAGACUUGCUGAUGUCUGUGUUCUAUUCUGUUGCACCUCUGGUCUUGAACCCUAUUAUCUACUGUCUGAGGAAUAAGGACAUUAAAUCAGCUCUACAUAAAGUCCUUUAUAAUUUGAAGUCAAGUAAUACUGCAGAUGACGGGAUUCAGAGCAAGGAGCCAGCACCACAUACGAUGUUGAGAAUAUCAAGUCUAAGAGAGACUGGGAGUUGGCCAUGGCUCCAAAUAGAAUCCUCCAAAGAACCCGGCUGCAACGGUCAUGCGCACACAGAUGCCCUGGUUACCGAUGACGUCACAGGGCAGCAGACCGCAGAGGGCAACAUGGCGCUCGCAGAGCCUGGCGUGAGGACGACUGGCUCAGACCCGGCAAAGGCAAUCACCGCCACCACGUGUGAUUCGCGCCUUGCAAGAGAAAUGGUGCUCCUGUUGCGAACAGCGUUGAGAAUGGAUUUUGGGACUAUGACGGAAAUGAGACAGACAUCGCAGGGGAUACAAGUUUUUCAUAAAAAGUGCAUGGGAAUGUGA